Molecule: messenger RNA, 4695 nt
Organism: Parastagonospora nodorum SN15
Lineage: Eukaryota; Fungi; Ascomycota; Dothideomycetes; Pleosporales; Phaeosphaeriaceae
Exons: 5
Coding region: 1-4695 (1564 amino acids)
Molecular function (GO): protein binding
Source: RefSeq, a predicted model, not a curated record
AUGAGCGGAUAUCUCUGGAAAUACUUCCUCGAAGAUGAUGUCGACAAUUUCCGGCAUGUUCUCUCGACCACCACGCAUACAGGCCGAGGGGCAACACCGAAGAAUCUGGCGGGAUGGCAGGGCGGCAUACACGCAACAGCGGUGAACGGCAGUCCAGGAAGCUAUAACGCGUCACCUGUAAUUGGUGGAAAGGGUCGGAAGACAGGGCUGGCUGCGACUGCAUCCAUCAGUCGCGCCGACAUAAACAGUCGCGAUGCGACUGGCAUGACCAUCUUGCAUCAUGCCGCAUCGUCUACAGCUGAAAGUGCCGUAGACUUUGCGCAGGCCCUUCUUGAGCACCCGUGGGCAGAUCUGUACAUACAGGACGCAGAGAACGGCUGGACUGCGCUUCACAGGGCCUUCUAUUUCGGCAACAUCGCCAUCGCUCGCUUGAUUCUGAACCGUGACACGUCAGAUAUACUGGGCCAUGGCUCUGCUGGGUUCAAUCAGCAUGCGCGGGGCCUAGUGAAGAUCAAAGACAAGGAGGGUUAUGGUCCCCUGGAUUUGUUUGCAAUGACCAUCAAGGAUCGGACGCUGAGACCAGACGAGUCGCCGCUUAACGACAUGGACUCCGAUGAUGAGAUGGCGCACGGAGACAGCGGCGAUGUCGACGAUGAAAUGCGCAAGCGGCUGAUAACCCCGCCUGUACUGCUCAAUGGCGACGAAGUCUACACGUUCGGGAGUAACAAGAACGUCACACUUGGUUUUGGCGACCAGGAUGAUCGGCAGUUCCCCGAGCGCAUCGUCCUCAGACGACCAGAUCACCUCCUUCAGAGGUUCUAUAGGGAGCAUCGGGAGCGACAGAGCCAGUAUGGUGUGUCUAUGGGCUUGCCACCUCAAGACUCUGGUUUCUUACAGCCAAAGGGCAUCGUAGAGCUGCCGAUCCAUAUCCGCAACACUCCACUUGUGAUACAGGACGUUCAGAUGUCUAAACUGCAUACGGCCGUUCUAACCACCGAUCCGGUGUCAAACCUCUACAUGUGUGGACACGGCCCUGGCGGCCGCCUUGGAACUGGUACCGAGAUGACGAGGUAUCAAUUUACAUGCAUAGAGGGUGGUGGCCUCAGCCAGAGGAAGGUAGCUGCCGUGUCCCUAGGUCAGAACCAUACGUUAGCGGUCACCGAUGACGGCGAAAUCUACUCAUGGGGUAACAAUGCUUUUGGUCAGCUUGGAUACGCUCUGCCGAAACCUGCUCUGAAAGAUGACGAUCCUAUAUCCACGAUUCCAAGGCAAAUCUUUGGACCCCUGAAGCGUGAGGUUGUCGCCGGCAUUGCUGCCUCCCGCAUUCACUCCGUGGUGCACACGACUACCUCUCUGUACACAUUCGGCAAGAACGAAGGCCAGUUAGGCAUAGUAGACUCGGACGCACGCUCGCUCGAGACACAGGUCAUUCCGCGCAGGAUCGCCGCAUCUUUGUUUUCUAGCCCCAUUCUAUCGGUCUCGGCUAUAGACGGUGCCUCGAUUUGUCUUCUUGAGAAUCGUGAGGUUUGGGUGUUUGCAAAUUAUGGAUACGCCAAGCUCAGCUUCCCUCUAGACGGCUUCACCAGCAACUUUCUGAAAGAAAGCUGGCUGACUACAAAGUAUGAUACCACGCCAAACAAGAUCAAGAAGAUCACCUCUGGAGGUGACACCAUAUGUGCACUAUCCACUUCUGGGGAGGUCUUCACUGUGGCCGUAAGUCGACGCGUUGAGGGCUCGCAAGAUGUGAGUACAUCCACAACCAAUCCUAAGCAGAUACGUGGAGCUCUUUCCGCACCCUAUCGGAUAUGGUCUUCGCAAAAGAGCCACAUGGCAGCAAGAGAUGUCGGCGUGGACCAAGACGGCUCCAUCAUUCUCACCACUGAUGUGGGUAGCGUAUGGAGACGUACAAAGAGAGCAACCAUCAAGAAUGCGAAUAUUACGGGUGCAGCAGAGAUCAAGCCUAAAGAUUACAAGUUCCAGCGUGUACCUGGGCUGACGAGGGUGGUCGCGGUACGUGCAUCAGCAUUUGGCGCCUAUGCCGCAAUACGAAAAGAUUGCGAUGUCACCAGGAACCAAAUCGGUGUGGACGAGCCCAGCCUGUGGGACAACUUGUCGCCGCUGCUCUCGUUUCAUGACAUGAAGAACUACGAGGAAACUUCUGACGACGAUGAUCCCGAACCUCGCUUCUGGACUCGCCGCACAGAUACUCAAGCUCUUCGCAAGCGUGCACUGAGGUCCAAGGAUCUGGAGCAAGAGGUUACGGAUAUUUUGCAACAGUCCUCCGCAGAACGCACUUACGACAUAGCCGUUGGUACCACUACUUCAGAUGUUCACAUUCCGCUCCACGACUUUAUGCUCUCGGGACGAUCCCGCGUCUUCCGACAAGCUAUGCUUGACUUCCGUGCACAAGAAACGGAGACCGUAAUACCAGAUCUGUUGACGAUUAGGAAGACCGGUAACGAAACUCUUAUUCUUUUCCAUGGCCUGGACUUCCUGACCAUCUUCAAUCUUGUUCUCUACGUGUACACGGACUCUCUAGUUGACUUCUGGAAUGUUACACGGCACUAUCCCACCCUAGCGUACAGGUAUCGCACGGUCCGCACGGAACUCCUGAAAGUGGCAUCCCGGCUGGAGAUGAAGCAGCUCGAACCAGCCGUCCGACAAAUGGUCAGCCCGCGCAGGUCGCUUCAUAUGGAUUUGGAAAUAGCAAUCAAGGAACCGAGCUUCUUCGCAAGUGGUGAUGUUAUAGUCGAUCUUGCUGAUGGCGAGAUGCUGUUACAUUCAGACAUCAUCUGUCAGCGUUGCCCUUUCUUCGAGGGACUCUUCAGAGGUAUGGCUGGAGGGCAAUGGCUCGCUGGACGACGCACUGAGGAGUCAUCUAUCGUCCACAUCGAUUUGUCGCAUGUUGAGACUCAUUUGUUUGAACUUGUCGUCCGCCAUUUAUACACCGAUGCCGGAGAAGAGAUCUUCGAAGACGUUACGAGUGAAGAUCUCAAUGAUCUACUGGCACUUGACGAGCUGCUCGACCAUGUGAUGGAUGUCAUGUCAGUUGCAAACGAGCUUAUGCUUGAUCGUCUCACACAGGUUUGUCAAAGGCUGAUCGGUCGCUAUGUCGCCGAGUUCAAAGACGCUGCUCUAGAGUACGUCUGCUUGAGCUUAGAGGCAGUAAUGCAGAACGGGUCUUUGGACGAGCUUGACGAGGAUCUUCUCUUGGAACUAAACCAGGUCGCACACGAUAAUCAGCUCGCAUACUUGCCAUUUGCCAGAAGUGGCCGUGCUGAGGCUGUGCUCUUUGACCGCUAUCCAGAACUCGCUGAGAAGAUUGAAAGGUCCAGGCGCGCCAAAGUCGAUGCUAUCGUACUUUCGAACAAGUAUGCUGACACCGAUGGGUUGUCAUCCUCCUUCAGAGCACAAAGUUUGGAAGAAGUCGCUGCAUCUCCUCUGCGGCAACGCACGAAUAGGCGAGCAUCGAAGGAGAUGAAGAGCCCUGCUCUAACUCCGGCACUGAAGGGCAAAAGCUCGGUUCAAGACCUCAUGUUUGAAAUGUCGGACGGGGAGGAUGAUGAAGAGCGUCUGCAAGAGAAGAUCAAGCCUCCACAGUUUACGAAGCGUUCUACUGAGACAAGCCGAGUUGAGACACCAAUUGGAUCCCCAGAAGCGUCUUGGGCGGCUUCAACGCAAACCGGGAGUAGAACCUCGCCUGGCGGGUUCGGCAAGGACAUGGACAUUCCUCUUCAGUCUGUCAGCCCUCUGCCUCCGCCUGUAGUUCAAGCGCCACGCCAGCCCGGACAGCCGUGGGGCACUGCAGCACUAUCAGGUGCCAAGCUCGACCUGAAGGAUAUCAUGGCCCAAACCUCCACAUCUACCCCAUCGAAUCUGACUUUGGGUCUGUCUCGCAAGGAGAGUGAGCAGAGAGCGGCAGCCUCCCACGCCAAGUUGUCACAAAAGGAACGUAAGCGGUUACAGCAAGCUCAGCAACUUGGUAGCCCCAUUGAGAAACCACAAGCAGCAUUUCCCGUCGUGUCUCCAUGGCAAGCAGCCUCGCAUCGCAAGCCCAGUGUUACUCCUGUUGUCGCUCCAGCACCACAGCCUUCGCCAAAAGCCUCGCCUCAAGCUUCGCGAGCGCCAAGCGCACCUCAGCUUACGAUGCGACAAACCAUUGCCAAUAAUGGAGCAGGAUCUAAGCAGAAGGGCAAGCGCUCUACAUCGCAAGCCAACGCAGAAGUAGCUGGUGCAGCAUCGCCGAAUCGUCCAGCUGCUAAUGAGAGGGGCAUCCAGAACCUCAGCAUGAUGGAGAUCCUCUCGUUGCAAGAAGCAGAAAAGAUGUCGAUCCGCGAUGCAGCAGCGAAGCGCAGCUUGCAGGAAAUUCAACAAGAACAAGAAUUCCAAGCAUGGUGGGACGAGGAAAGCAAGCGAGUCAUCCAAGAAGAGGAACAGCGCAAGCGAGCUGAGGAACGCGCUGUGCGCAACGCUGCACGUGGACGAAGUAAACCUCGUGGAGGAAGAGGAGGCAAAGGCAAGAAAGAUGGGGAAGCGGAUGGCGAUCGAGGAAAGCAGAGUAGGGAUACCGUGGACGGGGGAGGGGAAGAGGUCACCGAGGCGGAAGAGGUGGCCCAAGAGGUGGACGAUUGCAGGGACGACAGCGUGAUGGCGCAGCCACUUCUGGUGCUCCUGUCACGACCUUGUAAGCAUUAG